Messenger RNA from Toxotes jaculatrix (banded archerfish), 3422 nucleotides. It is a transcript of the gene fam217ba, whose product is annotated as family with sequence similarity 217 member Ba. The transcript is spliced from 4 exons. The coding region runs from base 356 to 2062 and encodes 568 amino acids. The record is from RefSeq and is a predicted model, not a curated record. Lineage: Eukaryota; Metazoa; Chordata; Actinopteri; Toxotidae.
GCGAGCCAAACAAAGCGUAUGCGGUGUUUGACCGUCUAGCAUUUUUAAUGGCGAGAAGGAUGACAGCCGAAAGAGAGACACGUCUGCCGCAAACAAUUCAUUAAAAUAAUCGCUGAACUGGUAUUCAAGCUGCGACGCGGGACGACGAUAAAUACAAGGACGAGUUUAACCAGCAGUGGAGAACCGAGCGUCGACAUCUGCGCAUGAUGCAUUGCAGCACUUUUGAGAAAAUGGGUGUUUUUAGCCUCAUUUUGAGAAUAGAGUAUCUGAUCCGAGAUGUCGGUUGGGUUCUUUAGCUACCGUAUCAUUUAACUGUGCUGGACUCAAAAUAACAUCCCCCCUGGCGACCUGCAACAUGGGGCCCAUCAUGCAGGAACGCACAGCAUCCACGACACUGAAACGCGUCGUCUCCAAAGAGAAGAUUCGGGUGAAAAAUACUGAAAAUAGCGGCCCAGUAACCAGUUCAAAGAAAGGUAACAAGAUGAAGAAAGCAGUGAGCCAAAUGAAAAAUGGCCUCCCAGGACCAGAUCAGGAUAAGGACACAGUGACAGCAGUGCAGAAGGGUGCACAGUCAAAAGGUGGUAGGGUCAAAUCUGGCAGCGCACGGAAUACAAGCAAACUCUCCAGCCCCGAAGAAGAAGGAGAUUUGAGACCUCAAAUCCGCAAACACUCCUCCGUGCACAGGAAAGAGGAAAAACGAGAAAACCAACGGAUGUCACAAUGCGGCAGCGAGCUACAGCCGAAUCGUGGGGGGAUGGGGAAAAAUCGGCGAGCCCUCUCCCUGCCUCUCUCCCCAAUAUCAGGGCUACGCCACAUGCCAGCACACCCCCUAAUGCACUCCCCAGCCCCCACCCCAGAGGCACUACAACAGCACUACAACCAGAAGGAUGAUGACACUGACAGUGCCAGUGACCUGUCAGACUCAGAGAGGCUGCCUGUGCUGCCCUCUCCCUGUACCCCCUGUACCCCUCCUCACCUCAACCUCCGAGCCGAGGUCAUCAACACCAAUGACUUUCCGCCGGACUUCCCAGGACCCCGUGGGACUGUGGGUGAUGAAGAUGAGAGUGAAAAACCCAGCUACAGUUACCAAGACUUUCUGCCUCCUCCCUUCAACAGCUGGAGCCUCAGGCAGCUGGCAGUGUUUCUUCAUACAGAGGGACGUGGUGCCCCCCGGCCCAAGCCUGUAGGGCCCUUAGAGAAGUACCUGGAGAGGCUUCUGCAGCUGGAGUGGCUCCAGAUCCAAACAGUGCAAGCAGAGAGCAGCCGUCCACCAGGGACUCGCUCAAGGCCACAGGGCUUCCCUUCUGCUACCACAGCUCACCCACCCAGGCCUCACACAGCUCCACCGUCCCGACUCAACUCCCCUAAAGGGCUGCGGCACAGCCAGCGAGCCUUCCCAUUUGCACCUGUCAACAACCCCCCAUCACCUGCCUCAACUCAGCACCAGCUCUCCCGCUUCCCAGUUUGCCCUCACUGUCACAUUCGCUACCCGAUGUGCAAUGGAAGCUGCUCUGCUUAUGCCUAUCAGCGCCACUCACGGCUUAGCCCACUGCUUGAGCGCAGAGCCAGACCUGGGGCGCCAGCGAAGCGGAGCAGCAGCGAGACUCGAGCACCAUCCACGGAAGGCAGGAGCCCAGGAGGACAAGGAGGGGGUGGAGGAGGAGCCCAGACCCCAGUUAGCCCCUCAGCUGGAAGGAGUCAUUUCAGGCACAUGCAGGCUGCAGGCAAUGCCCGAAAGCAACCCCAGGAAUCUGGAACUAAUCCAAACUGUAGAGGCCAGGUGAGGAAAAGCCGGGUCAGAGCUAACUCUGAGACAGAUGUUAAAAAGGAGCCUGGUGGCAUCAAAGCAGCCAGUGCAGAGAAACGUGUUUUUGCUGCAAGUAAGAGGGAGGUCAUCACCUCCAAGAGAGUGGAAAAGGACUGGCAGAGGACAGAGGCAGGAGGUCAGGCUUCUAAAACUGCCAUGAAAAGAGCUGCUAAAGAUCCGCAGUCGCUUUCCAAAGCACCGCUUAGUAAUAAGCAGAAUGGCAAAACAAAAAAUGUGCACUUUGUUGCAAAGUAACCCCUAUAUACCUUCAGUAUAGUGCUUUACUUAGUGGUUACUUGGUGCAGGAGCUUGAACCUAUGCUUGCUUUCUGUGUAAUCUGUGUAAUACUAACAUGUUGUAACUGUUGUACAGCAGUCUAAAUCAGUCAGUGGUGUACAGCCUUCAAAAGGUCAAAACUAUCAGAGAUUGAGCAGCUAGAAUAGACUUGUAAUAACAUAUAUAACACUUAAAUAGAACAGAAUAAUACACACUGCAUUUCAUUUAAAAUGUACAGUAAUAAUAUAGUCAGACUGAAGGCUCAUAAUGACCCUAAACACUACUAGGAUUCUAAAAACAGCUUUUAUGUAAACAGAACUCUGUUGCACUGCAGUCAUCUCUUAGUGUGCUCCUGAUGUCGAAAUAGGCAUAAAAUAAGCAUUUACUCUACUGUUGGACAGCUUUCAGCGUAAGUAAUCCAUAGUGAAGUUUAACACAGAUCAUUACAUUUAGCCAUCAAAUACAACCGUAGCCGUUACUAGUGGAGUUAUUGAUGUCGGAAUGUAUUUGUUUUCAAUCCUCUUACUUUACUUGAUGUUGCUUUUUAUCUUUUCUUUCGGUGCCUCAUGUUUUAAGACAUAAGUUCAGUUGAAGCAUCUUUGGCUGAAAAGAAGGAGGCGCAAAAAGUGGUGGUGUACUGCAGUAAUGUAAUUUGUUCCAGAUAUAUUUGUGCAAUGGUUUUACAUUUUUGGUUACAAGGGCUUUUCAUGUUUGAACAGCUUGAAUUGUAGUCUAUGAUAAUAAACUGUAUUUUGCAUAGAGCUGAGCUCUUUAUAUCAUUGAAGACGGUGUAAUGUUUGCUACGAAUGUAAAUGCAUAUUUUUCCAAAUUUUAUAUACCAUAGUUAUAUUUAUGAAAAGUGUUGUGGUUGAAUUAUGUUCAUCAUUGUCAUUAUUAUGUUUACAUUACCAUGCACAAAAAGAAAAAUAUUUAGUAAAAAGAGCUGAAUGUAACUUUAUGUCUUCUGAUGCUGUACCACUGGUCAUUCUGAGGGUUCGGUGAAAUUUCAACACAUCAUAGCUGUUAGACUGUAACAGCACUUGAAGUCUUUAGAACACUGUGUUUACAUUAGAGUGUCUUAUGUGUUUCUUGUGAUUUACCAUGUGCAAAUGAUUCAUGGGAACACCUCAUCAAUGUAAAUGAUGUGAUAUGUAUUCAGACUGCACCUCUCUACUUAAUAUUCAUGUAAAGUAUCAAAGCCAUAGAUGAGGGUCCAGAAGUGGCGAUGCUAUUAUUGAUGUGUACACUAUGUUGACACGCACGCGGAAAGAUUGUGAUACGUAUUUUCUCAAUGUUGAAUGCAAGUAUUUGUAAGGCAUAGAAAUAAAUGUUUUGCACA